CAGACGUCACUGGGGAAGCUCCCCUUGAGCAAAACCAGCCACUGCGCAUGCGUGGUGCAUUCGCUCACUGGUCGUGUGGCUAACGGCUAAGCUCCGACAUGGAGAGGAAAGUUCUUGCGCUCCAGGCAAGGAAGAAGAGGGGGAAAGCAAAGAAGACCAGCAAGAAACAGCCGGCCAAUCCCAGGAAUCGACAGCAGCCCCAGCAGCUGGAAGCAUCUCCCCAGGAACCCGAGGAACCUGAGGAGAUUCUCGGCUCCGAUGACGAGGAGCAGGAAGACCCCAACGACUACUGUAAAGGUGGCUACCACCACGUGAAAGUAGGAGACCUUUACAACGGGAAAUACCAUGUGAUCCGGAAACUGGGCUGGGGACACUUCUCCACCGUGUGGCUCGCCUGGGACAUCCAGGUGAAAAGGUUCGUUGCAAUGAAGGUGGUGAAGAGUGCAGAGCACUACACUGAGACAGCGGUGGAUGAGAUCAAACUCCUCAGAUCUGUAAGAAACUCAGACCCUGAUGAUCCCAACCGCGAGAUGGUGGUCCAGCUGCUAGAUGACUUCAAGAUCUCUGGUGUCAACGGAACUCACGUCUGCAUGGUGUUUGAGGUUCUCGGACAUCACUUGUUAAAAUGGAUAAUAAAGUCCAACUACCAAGGGCUGCCUCUGCCUUGUGUGAAGAGCAUCAUAAAACAGGUUCUCCAAGGCCUGGACUACCUGCACACAAAAUGUCAGAUCAUCCACACAGACAUCAAGCCGGAGAACAUCCUGAUGAGCGUUGACGAGCCUUACGUUCGGAAGCUUGCUGCUGAAGCAACAGAGUGGCAGAGGACUGGAGCUCCUCCUCCCUCCGGUUCAGCGAUCAGCACGGCACCUGCUCCAAAACAGACAGUAAAAAUGUCCAAGAACAAGAAGAAGAAGUUAAAAAAGAAGCAGAAGCGUCAGGCGGAGCUGCUGGAAAAGUGCAUCAUGGACCUGGAGGAGAUGGAGAAGACGACAGAGACGCGAGAGGAGGAUGACGAAGACGAGGACCCACAGUCUCCAAAGGGACGAGCCUGUGCUCCUCUCAGACAGGUGUCUUUUCAGGACUUUGGAAAUGAGGAGACAGAGGAGUACAGUGUGAAUGCAGAUGUCACGAGAGCGGGACCAGAGGAGGUGUCAGAGGUGAACUGUAAUGGACACGUGGAGGUGGAGCAGAGGCCGACGUCCCAGUGGAGGGAAGAAGACCAGCACAACGGCAACACAGAGCCCACAGAGAAAUGCGUCACUCCGGAGGAGGAACGCAAGGAGUCCCCUGUUCACCCCGCGUGCAACGGUCUGGAGUCGACUGACUUCAGCAAGCCGGACACGGAGAGCGAAGACAGGGGGGCGCACGGCAGCGGAGUCACUGACAGACACUUUCCUGCUGGGCUGGAGGACGGGGAGCUGGAACAAAGCAUUUUGCAGGAAGAGGGAGAGGACGACCCCGACGGUCACUAUGGAGCCCAGGAAAGCCUGAGGAACGGCAAACUAACAGCAGGAUCCCUGCUCAUUAACCCUCUUGAGCCACUGAAUGCGGACAAGAUCAAGGUCAAGAUUGCAGAUUUGGGAAAUGCCUGCUGGGUGCACAAGCACUUUACAGAAGACAUCCAGACACGACAGUACCGGUCGUUAGAGGUGCUUAUUGGUUCUGGAUACAGCACACCAGCAGAUAUAUGGAGCACGGCCUGCAUGGCCUUCGAGCUUGCCACUGGGGACUAUUUAUUUGAACCACACUCUGGGGAAGAUUAUUCCAGGGAUGAAGACCAUAUAGCACUGAUCAUUGAGCUGCUGGGGAGUGUCCCACGCAAACUCAUAAUGACCGGCAAAUAUUCCAAGGAUUUUUUCACCAAGAAAGGUGAUUUGAAACACAUCACCAAGCUGAAGCCGUGGGGCCUUCUGGAGGUGCUGAUCGACAAGUACGAGUGGCCCCGCGAAGAAGCCGAGUGCUUCGCCGACUUCCUGAUUCCCAUGCUGGAGCUGAUCCCCGAGAAAAGAGCCACGGCUGCAGAGUGCCUGCGCCACCCCUGGCUCGCCCUCUAGUGGACGCCUCCCUCCGUUGUUCCUCCCCCUCCCUCUCCCCCACUUUUCUCCAGAGACUGCAACAGAUCACUUUCCAGUUUGGGCAUAUCAGACGAUGAAUAUUUAUUUCUCUUUUUGUUUCGUUUUGGAUUUUCUUCCGUUCUUGUUAUUGAGCUGAUGCUUCCGUGUCCGUUUGCUUUGUAUUUGUUGGUUCUUCUUUCGGUGUGAUGACGCCUGGAAUCCAGUGGAUUUUUAUUACUUUGUGGUUACGUUUCGGCUCCAGCUGCUGUGCUCUGUUCAUCCACCCAACUAAGCGACCCUUGUUAUUGUACUGCUAGUGACUCAUCCUUAUUUGUUACACUCCUGCACUAAAACCCAAACAAAUCAAGGAUAUGUAGCCUUUAUUGGUCAUUUUCGUCCCCUUAAAAAGGACUCGCUGUCAGUUUUUUUUUUCCUCGUACAUUUUCAUUAGUGCUGUUUUUUUUUUUUUGUUUUGUUUUUUUAAAUAUGACUUAUUUUAUCUUAUAUCAUAUAUGUAAGGUAUACAUUUUGUAUUUGUAAAGUAGGUGUAGAAAGUUGCACACUGGGCUGACAUUUACACUGACCGUGGUAACGUUCAUAGCGUUUUUUCCAGACAGGCUCUCUAGUUUCUUACUGAGAUAUCCGCUGUCUCAUAAAUAGGUCAUAUUUAGCUAUAACAGAGUCUUCGUCACCUGGUAUUUAGUGGUUAGUCAACUAUAAUAAAGGAGAUCUUUCAUUCUCAUGGGAGGCUGGUAUUCUCAUACUACCGUCUAUCACAAAUUCAGGUAUACAGCGUUUUUAAGACUUCAACAGGAUGAAAUGUUAAGAAGCCCGGUUUAAAGGAAAAAAGUGAAAACAAACUGUAUAUAUCUGUACCAAAGAGUUUGCCUUUAUGUAUAUUACAGUUAUGUACAGUUUUUAACAAAUCUUAUAUCUUAGCUAAAAGAAUUUAGCUGGGUAGCUGUGUUUUAAUAAAGUGUAUGGAGGAUGUGUUUGACUGUUCAAUAAUGUCACUGGAUUUUGCCGCAGAGUUGGCGAGAUCUGGUGUUCUGUCAUGGUGUCCCGACCCCGUCAUAUCAAAGUAACCUACGUUAUCCGUUGAGACCUUAGGGGGAAAAAGUAAAAAAAAUUCACGUCGAGAGCAUAGACUUUGUGUGAGCUGUUCAAUUUACAAAGAUGUGCAACAACACCGUACAAUAAAAUGGAUCUUCAAACAGGA
Messenger RNA from Mugil cephalus (flathead mullet), 3273 nucleotides. It is a transcript of the gene srpk1a, whose product is annotated as SRSF protein kinase 1a. Gene Ontology annotation, biological process: protein phosphorylation; spliceosomal complex assembly; regulation of mRNA processing. The transcript is spliced from 16 exons. Bases 99 to 2054 code for a protein of 651 amino acids. The record is from RefSeq and is a predicted model, not a curated record. Lineage: Eukaryota; Metazoa; Chordata; Actinopteri; Mugiliformes; Mugilidae. Gene Ontology annotation, molecular function: protein kinase activity; ATP binding.